Messenger RNA from Colletotrichum orchidophilum, 771 nucleotides. RefSeq lists its product as uncharacterized. NCBI's taxonomy places the organism in Eukaryota, Fungi, Ascomycota, Sordariomycetes, Glomerellales, Glomerellaceae. The transcript is spliced from 2 exons. The record is from RefSeq and is a predicted model, not a curated record. The coding region runs from base 1 to 771 and encodes 256 amino acids.
AUGGCCUGCUUCGGCGACACCAUCGACUCACUCUUGGAGACAUAUUCCAUGUGUCUGUCUAUACUCAAGAAUCUGAAGGGACCUCGCCACAGCAAGCAACCUCGGCAACUUCGGAAGAGCAUUCGCUCCGACAGGUCCAAGGUUCAAAGUGUAUACUCUUCGCAACUGUCCGUGGCUGGCAUUCAUUUUGAAAAGGGCGACGCUGUGGCUCGAUCUUCUGUGCGAAAACUCACCAAGCGUCUUACAACGGCCGCGACUAGGUUACUUCAUCUUAUGACGAGGGGCCAGAACCCCGUCAUUGACUACCAGUCACUCAAGACUCUCUCCAACUCAUCGCGCAUUGAUGCCGUCAAGGCAAUCAAUGAUCUAUCACGGCGACUCAGUACAUCGUCCUUGGAACCCAGCUCGUCCGGGUCAAGCAAGAAGAGCAAAAGUCCAAGGAGGACCCUCGUGGCAGACAAUAGGUCAAAGUCGAAGGACAAGGAAGCCCCGAGGUGCAAGCUUCUCAAAGGCACAGCGGAGGAGCCAGAGCCAGAGGCAGACCCUGUCCACACACAACAACUGAAAGCAGAGAAACGCAUGUCGAUGGCGACAAUAUCAUCAGGGAGCACAAAGCUGGGUGAGAUUGGUCCCAAUAAGCUGCGGCGAUGGCCGUCGAACAAGUCAGCACCAGUAGACCAGUUCAGCGUACAGCCAACAUACCCGUUAAGGCCUUACCACCAACCCGAUGUCAAACGCAACAGGCUGUGGGGGCUAUUUGGGCGACGAUGA